Molecule: messenger RNA, 420 nt
Organism: Physella acuta
Lineage: Eukaryota; Metazoa; Mollusca; Gastropoda; Physidae
Product: S-phase kinase-associated protein 1-like
Biological process (GO): ubiquitin-dependent protein catabolic process
Source: RefSeq, a predicted model, not a curated record
AUGAAUGAGAGUAAGAAGGAAAAAAAAAAAAAGUACCCUUCUGUCAUUGAAUCGUCCUUUAUUUACACUUUUACAUUUGAAUAUAAUUUAAUUGUAAAAUACGUAAAUGUUGAUAUUGCUAAACAAUCUGUCACUGUUAAAAUCAUGUUAGAAGAUUUGGGUAGGGAUAUGGAUGAAGAUGAACCUGUUCCACUACCUAAUGUUAAUGCUGCUAUAUUAAAGAAGGUAAUUCAAUGGUGUACCUUCCAUCGGGAUGACCCUCCACCACCUGAAGAUGAUAAAAACAAAGAAAAAAGAACAGAUGAUGUUUGCUUCUGGGAUCCAGCAUUUCUUAAAGUUGACCAGGGCACUUUGUUUGGGUUGAUUUUGGCUGCCAACUACUUAGAUAUCAAAGGCUUGCUUGGUGUAAUAAACUAUUAG